Mus caroli (Ryukyu mouse) is the source of this 2131-nucleotide messenger RNA. It is a transcript of the gene Asb12, whose product is annotated as ankyrin repeat and SOCS box containing 12. Gene Ontology annotation, molecular function: protein binding. NCBI's taxonomy places the organism in Eukaryota, Metazoa, Chordata, Mammalia, Rodentia, Muridae. The record is from RefSeq and is a predicted model, not a curated record.
AUGGUCAGUAAGACAAGGGAAGUAAAUCUACUUCCCCGAUUACUAUGGGAAGAACAUAGCUUCCAACAGGGCUCACUUGGAAACAGCAGCAGUGGAGCAGGAAAAGGCAGUUUGAGUCCUUGUCUGUUACAUACUCGGCAUUAGUCAGCCAGAAGAUCGCCACAAUAAUCAGUGAUCCAAGAAGCUUUGGGAAGCCCACCUCCACAGCCUGCAACAACAAGUGAAAAGAUAGAGAAACAUUUUAGUUCAUCAGGACCUUCAAUCCCAACACUAGCUAAGACACAGUGAAAACAACGAAAGCUUUUCCAUCCCUAAUAAGCAGCACAAAGAAAACAGAUCUGGAAUUUCCUCCUCCUUGCAAUGAGAAUAGCGCUAUUCGAAUAAACCAGAAUGAACCUCAUGGAUAUCGCCAAGAUCUUUUCUCUUCUGCAACCUGAAAAGGAGGAGGAGGACACUGACACCGGGGAAAAACAGGCUCUCAAUCAAGCUGUAUAUGACAAUGACUCCUGUACCCUGGACCACCUUCUACACCAGGAACGUUAUAAACGGUUCAUCAACAGCAGGAGUGGCUGGGGUAUACCUGGAACACCCUUGCGUUUGGCAGCUUCUUAUGGUCACUUAAAUUGUGUGAAGGUCCUCCUGGAACAUGGUGCUGAUGUUGAUAGCUUGGAUGUCAAAGCACAAACACCACUUUUCACUGCUGUGAGCCACGGUCAUCUGGAGUGCGUGAGAAUGCUUUUAGAAGCUGGUGCCUGUCCUAGUGGUAGCAUCUACAACAAUUGCUCUCCUGUUCUCACUGCCUCACGUGAUGGGGCUUUUGCCAUCUUACAGGAGCUCCUAGGGCAUGGUGCCGAGGCUAAUGUCAAAGCUAAACUACCAGUCUGGGCGUCAAAUAUAGCUUCAUGUUCUGGGCCCCUCUAUCUGGCUGCAGUCUAUGGGCACCUUGAUUGUUUCCGCCUGCUUUUGCUCUAUGGGGCAGAUCCUGAUUACAACUGCACUGACCAGGGCCUUUUAAGUCGUGUUCCACAGCCUCGCACACUCCUUGAAAUCUGCCUUCAUCACAAUUGUGAGCCAGAGUACAUCCAGCUUUUAAUAGAUUUUGGAGCUAACAUCUACCUUCCAUCUCUCCCUGUGGACCCAACUUCACAAGAUGAUAAAGGCAUCAAAUUGCUGCUACAAGCCCGAGCCACUCCACGGUCACUCCUGUCCCAGACCCGUUUAGUUAUCCGCAGAUCCCUAUGCCGGGCGAACCAGUCACAAGCCACCGACCAGCUGGAUAUCCCCCCUGUGUUGAUUAGCUACCUCAAACAUCAAUGAUAAGUUUUCAACUUUCUCAGGAACCUAAUGCAUGAUACCUCCAAAAAUAAACCUGGUAACCCAGGUUACUUGAGUGAAUAAUACACCUCAUAACGCUUCUGGCGUAUUAUUUUCCACAACAAAAUCCUCAGCACAGUGGUGGUGGUGUCUUCUGUUUAUAUGUGGGAAUGGGAGAGGACCACUGGGGAAAGGGUUUGAUUAGCCAUAGGGAAGGAAGACCAUACGCCUGGCCCUGACAAGCACAUGGAUCUUGACUGCUCAAAAAUGAAGAGAGAAAACAGACCUAUUGUGAUACCUUCUCAACAAGGCUUUCAGUAAGAGUUUGCUGUCCUGGUUUAAAGGUUUUGAAAAAUCUAAGAAUGUGAAAGAAUCCAAGUGGGCUUCUGAAAUUGGUUUUUCUAGGAUCUACUCUAGCCCAUGAUGACUAUCCUCAAAGCUGAAGCUUUGGGGAAUUAGAAGUUAAUGUCAGUAUCUCCAUGUGGUUUAGGGUCUAGAAAAGUCCACCCAUUUGAAUAGGACACAACAGAAUGGCCUCUUUUAGGCAUGUGAGACAUAUUUUCUGGUUGACCCAUGAAAGCAUAUGGACAAUGGGUAUUUCAAAAGCCUUUGAAAUCGAGACUAAUAUUGGUACAUAUCAAAUUUUGGACAAUGAGGAGGGGCUGAAAUAGCCCUGUUUAGUACAUGAGGUGACUGAGACACUGAAAAACUUGAAUAUGUUUGGGGUAAUCCAGCUCUCCAGGUUGCUUCUACGUGUUCUUUUUCUAUUUCCAUUGCAUGUGAAAAGUCGAAAGCUUGAUGCCCCAAUGUAGGAGAA